UCCUCUGCAGAGAGAGGGAGACAGAGAGACAAAGAGAAAAAGGAAGAUAGAAAUAGGCAGAAAAAAGUUGACCUGCAGCUGAGUCUGGAAUCCCACGCAGGUCGCCGCCAUGAUCAUCAAGACAAUUUUCUGUCUUGCUUUGUUGCAACUUGCAGCUUCUGACACUCCAACUGAAUUUCCGGCGAAGAAAGAUUGCUUCGAAUGCUGCAAGUACUCCACUGAGUCAGCUAACUACAACAAGUGCUGUGAGAAACGGGGUUGUUCUCCGAACUGCGAAAAGGUGCCCUUUGGAUCCUUUGGCACAUAUCCCAUCAAACGCGAUUGCAAGGGAGCGUGGAAAUGUUGCCUCCACCCUUUCCUUUCUAAAGAAUUCAACCAGUGUUGCAUGUCGCACGGCUGUUGCCCGAUCUGCGAUGGAGUGCCGAAAGGCUGUUGCUACGGAAGUAAAACGCAAGUCUGGGGCAGCACCGUGGCCUCCUUCCCCGAAAUCUGCCUGGAGCUGAAGUGUGGCGCUUCUCUCCUGAAGGACCAGCCGUAUGUGCUUCCUCAGAUCGUGCCCUUCUUCCUGCCCCCAUCCGAGUGCCAAUCCCCCUGCAAGGCCGUCCAGAACAAGUUCUGCCUCGACGCCCACCACAUCGUCCGGAACGAGGGGGAAACGUGGUACGAGGGGACGACGUGCGAACAGUGUUCGUGCCGCAAUGGGCUCGUCACGUGCGUCAACGUGAGCAUGCCGUGCCCGCCGCCGCUGAAGCCCCACUGCCGCCCCGUCGGGCACGGCUGCUGCCCCAAAUACGAAUGCAGUGACGUCAUAAGCUGCCCGCCUCCAGAUGCAUUUGAGAAAAAUUGCCGUCCGUACAAAAAGCGAUGCCGCAGUGAUGAGAACUGCGACGAAGAUGAACAUUGCUGCUCUGUGGGACGCUGUGGCAAAGUUUGUCAUAAACUGUGCGUGGACAAGAGCGGAAUCCGACAUGCAAUCGGCGAGACGUGGAUUUCCGCGACCAACUCGUGCGUGGUCGUGACGUGCCUGCCGGGCGGGGCCACUUCCGAAACGGUCAUCCAGUGCCCCAAAUGUCCGCUCUCGCUUUACUGCAAGUGGAAUAAUAUCCCAACCACCGACUGCUGCGGCUACUGGAUAUGCCCCGAAAGUUUCGCAAAUCUGGUCGACAAGUACCCGGCCUGUAAUAUAGUAAUAAUUGCCGGCAUCACAGAAGGUUAAAGGUAGAAGGGGAUGUAGAGGAGAAGGAGGGGGAAGGGGAGGGAGGAGAGAAAGGUAAGGAGGAGGAAGGGAGGAGAUGGAUAAGAGAAAAAGGAGAGGAGAGGGAGAAGAGAAGGAGCAGUAAAGAGAAAGGGGGAAGGCGAGUAAGAGGAGGAAGAAGUCAAGGAAGAAGUGAAGUAUAGUUUAACAAAAUGAAUAAAUAAAUAAUUAAAAAAAAUAAAUAAAUAAUAAACUUAAAAAAAGGGAUCAAACUAAAUGGAAUAAGAGCAGAAACAAUCUUUGUUGACACAUAAAAUAAACAUAUAUUUCGUCACUAUGAGUUUAUGGAAAACCAUAAAAUAUUAUGUUCCGGAGCAAUAAUGUAGUUAAUGAUAGAGUAAAGAC
Penaeus indicus is the source of this 1600-nucleotide messenger RNA. Its product is annotated as kielin/chordin-like protein. Lineage: Eukaryota; Metazoa; Arthropoda; Malacostraca; Decapoda; Penaeidae. The record is from RefSeq and is a predicted model, not a curated record. The transcript has 8 exons. Gene Ontology annotation, molecular function: peptidase inhibitor activity. Gene Ontology annotation, cellular component: extracellular region. The coding region runs from base 110 to 1216 and encodes 368 amino acids.